This is a messenger RNA of Exophiala aquamarina CBS 119918, 2445 nucleotides long. RefSeq lists its product as uncharacterized. Bases 1 to 2445 code for a protein of 814 amino acids. The transcript has a single exon. Gene Ontology annotation, cellular component: nuclear inner membrane. Gene Ontology annotation, biological process: tRNA splicing, via endonucleolytic cleavage and ligation. Gene Ontology annotation, molecular function: GTP-dependent polyribonucleotide 5'-hydroxyl-kinase activity; ATP binding; phosphoric diester hydrolase activity. The record is from RefSeq and is a predicted model, not a curated record. Lineage: Eukaryota; Fungi; Ascomycota; Eurotiomycetes; Chaetothyriales; Herpotrichiellaceae.
AUGUCUCAAGACCCCCACCAGAUAUCUCAACUCGUCAAAACCCUAGAGACUGCAAAAGGAAAAGGCAAAGGGGGCAAGAAAAGCUUCUCGUGCAAGAAGACGACCUUUAAUGUUGCAGGUAGCAAUGGCAUCACCGUCGACUCGUGGCGUUUCAAUGAUUGGGACUAUAAACGUGACGACCUUCCAACCUAUGCCCGAGGACUCUUCACUACCAAGCGAGUUGAUGGCACACCUGAAAUUGCUGUUCGAGGGUAUGACAAGUUCUUCAACGUCAACGAAGUCCCCUCCACACAAUGGGACCAUAUCGAGAAGGACACCACUGGCCCAUAUGAGCUCAGUGUCAAGGAAAAUGGAUGCAUCAUCUUCAUCUCAGGCUUGGAAGAUGGCACGCUACUAGUCUGCAGUAAGCAUUCCACAGGUGCUCGCAGCGAUGUUGACCAGAGCCAUGCCAUGGUAGGUGAGAAAUGGGUCAAGCAUCACGUGGAGAGUGUCGGCAAGACCACCCGUGGUUUGGCCAAGACGCUGAGAGCCAUGAACGUGACUGCUGUCGGAGAAUUAUGUGACGAUGACUUUGAAGAGCAUGUUCUUGAAUAUCCUCCUGAGAUGGCCGGCCUCUACCUGCACGGGAUCAAUUUCAAUCUUCCGGAAUUUGCGACGUUAUCCGGGCCAGAAGUUCAUCAAUUUGCAGACACAUGGGGUUUCAAAAAGGCACAGUAUCUGAUGAUUAACACUCUCGAUCAAGUCAAAAGCUUCUUGCAGGAAUGUGCAGAGACGGGUUCUUGGGAUGGUCGAGACACAGAAGGAUUUGUCGUAAGAUGCAAGCUGGGAAAUAAGAAUGCCGCUCCAGAUUGGUUCUUCAAGUACAAGUUUGAGGAGCCUUAUCUCAUGUACCGACAAUGGCGAGAAGCGACCAAAGCCAUUAUAGCCGGUAAGCCACCAAGGUUCAAGAAGCACAAAAAAAUCACCGAGGAAUAUCUUCUGUACGCCCGCCGGCAGCUCGUCAAAGACCCCAAGAUAGGAAAGUUAUACAACCAGAACCACGGGAUCAUCAAGAUGAGAGAUGGCUUCCUUGCGGAGAUUGGCAAAAAAGGGUCAGAUAUUAUCGCCCAGGAGCAGGGAGAGGAGGCGGGGACUAGCGAUGGCUCAGGACCUCGCGAUAUUGUGUUGGUGCCGAUUGCAACACUCGGAUGUGGCAAGACGACUGUUGCAACCGCACUGGUAAAGCUAUUCGAUUUCGGCCAUGUGCAGAACGACAACAUUGAAGGACAGCGAGGGCGGCCACAGAAGUUUGCGUAUGCGAUCACAAGUGCAAUGGCAGCACAUCGAGUCGUCGUUGCAGACCGGAACAAUCAUCAGAAAAGAGAGAGGGAGCAAAUCAUCAAUGAUGUGUCCAACGUGGUGCCGAAUGCCCGGUUUGUCGCGCUGCACUAUGUGCAUGAACCCAAGAAUCGAAUGCUCAACGAGAUCCGCAAAGUGACUCGACAAAGAGUUCUUGAUCGAGGAGACAACCAUCAAACCAUCCGUGCCGGAAGCAAAAGUGCCGAGGAGAUUGUGGGAAUCAUGGAAGGCUUCCUCGACCGAUUCCAGGGUUGUGAUCGGCACUCAUAUCCAGACUCGGAGUUCGACGAGGUAAUCAAUCUGGAUGUGGCCGCGAGCUCGCUGGAAAAUCUCGAAACUGUGAUCACGCAUCUGUACAAUGCUUAUCCGGGCUUGCUACCAGAUGAGAUGCCUAGUCACGAGGAGAUGCAAGGGGCGAUUGACUUUUCCCUGGGAAAUCAAGUCACCAAGAAGCAUGACUUGUCAUUUCACAAACCAGCCCACGCGAACAAGGGCCAAAAGAAGCAAGAAGUUGCAGCUCAGCCUGCAAAGGAGCUGACCCCAGAACAACUGGUCGGUAAGCUGGAGUACUUUGGCAUCACGCUGUCUGUCACGAACAUCAACUCCAUUCUGGCAUCGCUCUUCGACAAGGGAGACCCUGACGAAUGCCGGAUGUACCGGUUGCUUAAGCAGUCAAGACGACUUCAGUCUGAGUUUCAUGUUACACUGAUGCAUCGGGCGUCAGCAGUGGAGAAGCCGGAGUUGUGGCAGCAGUACACCAGUGCGUACCUCGAGGCGAUUGCAAACAAGGAGACAAAGUACAAGGACCAACUUACACCGCAUAUGGGGCCAGCGAGGGUCAAACUUGAGAGAGUGAUUUGGGAUGACCGGCUGAUGGCGAUUGUGGUGCGAAUCUACCCGGGGGAAGGAGGACCUAGCUGGCAAAGUGCAAAUGCCAUUCCACACAUUACUAUCGGUACAGCUCGUGCAGAUAUCAAGCCUGUGGAAUCCAAUGCACUGCUUGCUAGGUGGCAAGAAGGAGAUACGUCAAGCUCCCGAAUAUAUGACAAGGAAGUCCCGGGGGGAGUGAUCCUGGACGGGAGUGUGAAGGCAGUUCUACGACGAUGA